AUGUCUCAAUCAAAUUCAACUGAUAAUUCUAAUUCUCAUAAUAAUAAUGAUACAAUAAAUCAAAACUUAGAAAAUCAUGAACAAUUAAUUCAUUCUAGAUUAGGCAGUAUUGUACCAGAAUGUGAUACAGUUAAAACUGCUUAUGAUUUAUGCUUUCAAGAAUUUUUUCCAAAUUUUCUAAAAGGUUAUACAUUUGAAAAAGAUCCAUGUGAAAAAAAAUUGAAAAUUUAUCAAAAUUGCCUACGGGAAGCAUUGAAAACUACAUUUAAUAUGGAUUUGAAUGAAUUAGAUUCAAUAAGAACUGAUGCAGAAACAAUUAGAAAGAUAACAAGUAAAACAAAAUAA
This is a messenger RNA of Schistosoma mattheei, 345 nucleotides long. NCBI's taxonomy places the organism in Eukaryota, Metazoa, Platyhelminthes, Trematoda, Strigeidida, Schistosomatidae. The record is from the annotation of a GenBank genome assembly.